UCCCGUCAUCCGUCUCUGACAAGCCUCACGUUUUCCCACUGUGACCUCAGACUGUCGGUGAACCGAUGCACGCCUCCUAGCAUUGUCUUUACUGAAAGCCGGUGGGAAAUCAUCAGAAAUACACUAAACUGACUGUCGGCGUCACCGUGUUUUCUAGCGACGUGUUCGCCGUGCACACAGCUGAUCCAACCCGACAGAGACGAGCGAGCUUGCAGAAGAUAUGGCCGGAAUCGAGGAGCUUUCCCCGGCUGCGGGCCCGGUGUCUACCCGGCCCCCCGAGGACGAGAUUGACGACGAUGAAGAUGAAGAUCUGGAUGAGACACUGAUGGAGAGGCUGUGGGGCCUGACAGAGAUGUUUCCUGACACAGUUCGCUCCGCUGCUGAGGUGUCUGCACAAUGCUCUGUCUCACUGGCCAAGAAGUUUUACAGUUUUUCCCGAUCGGCGCUCUGGGUGGGUACUACCUCCUUCAUGAUCCUGGUGCUGCCUGUUGUGUUUGAGACAGAAAGACUACAGCUGGAGCAGCAGCAGCUACAACAGCAGAGACAGAUCCUAUUGGGGCCCAACACUGGAAUGUCUGGUGGGAUGCCGGGCAUGAUGCCUCCUGCACCUGGCAAGAUGUGAGAGACAGGAAGGGCCAACAUGAACCUGAGAUCUACUGCUAGCAAUACAGCGGGGCCGGUCGCAAGGAGAGACAGAGAGACCAUGGAAAAGCUGUAUGUCAACGGCGCGACAUUAGGCUCACUCCGACGUGUUGGAUUGGCUAACGGGAUUGAAGGAGGAUGCGUUUCUAACACUUCGCUCUCACUGUCUCUCCUUACUCCAACAUCAUGCAGAGACUUAUUUCCAGGAGCACUGCUUCCAUUUUUUUUUUUUUUUUUUUUAAAUAAAUACUUAUAUCAACAUAGAUAAUGUGUUCUUUAGGGGAUAGCAGGUACAGGUGGAUACAUUGAAAGAAAAUAAAUCUGAAGGUUACCAGUUGUUUGUCUUGGUGUUUGCAGUCUGAAGAACGUUGUUAUACUUACAGUAUGUUGGCAGUUUUGUCCAUCAUCAUGGGCUUACUGGUUCCACUUCUAUGUGAAUUAUGUUAAUAGAAUAUCUGACAGACAGGUCUGAUGCAUUGUGGAGCAUACUGUAGACUAUUAAUUGAUAGGAAUGUGAUCUACAGAAGGGCCUCUUGAAGUUCUACAAGGUAAAUGACACUCUUCUUCUGUGUGAAGUGUUUCUGUUUGUACACAGUUCACAUUUGUACAUCUAUGGAUGGAUGUCAGAGUGCAAUGCCUCUCACUUAAAACUAGCCAUAGUUAUUGGUUUCUCUGCUUUUAAAAAAUGGAUUGUAUAAUGCAACAACACCAGAUUCCAUGCUGUUCAAUGAUUCAAAGAUUGUUGUGUCUUUUUCUGUUGGUAUUAUGUGAAAUGCAAAAUCAUUGUGCCAUGUGUCAUUUAAGACAGGAAACAUGUCACAUGUUUUUGGACAAAUGUGGCUGUGGUGGUUGAUAAAGUCUCUAUUACCCUGACAUGUCCACUCUUAGGAGAAUGUUCUUUUGUCUGUUGUCAUCCAUGUGACAAUUUACAAUCUCUUACCUCUGUUCAGUAAGCAAUUCAAUGUCUCUGUUUUGUGUUCAACAUGACUGCAGUAAUUAAAACACCAAAUCAAAUGGAAA
This is a messenger RNA of Siniperca chuatsi (mandarin fish), 1662 nucleotides long. RefSeq names its product translocase of outer mitochondrial membrane 22 homolog (yeast) (gene tomm22). The transcript has 4 exons. Gene Ontology annotation, cellular component: mitochondrial outer membrane. Gene Ontology annotation, biological process: intracellular protein transport. Lineage: Eukaryota; Metazoa; Chordata; Actinopteri; Centrarchiformes; Sinipercidae. The record is from RefSeq and is a predicted model, not a curated record. The coding region runs from base 221 to 622 and encodes 133 amino acids.